UGUACUGGAACAUUAGAUCUGGAACCUCAACGUUUUCUUCAUAAAAUACAGGGACCAGUCGAGGACAUUCUUUGCAUGAAAAGACCAAGACUUCUGGAGAAUUAUAAGAAUCCGUGUUGGAUAGAAGAUGGACACCUUCGUUGUCUCCCAUACUUUCACAUUUUUGGUGUAUGUAAAUCAGGAACGACAGAUUUAUUCCGCCGGUUGAUGAUACAUCACCAGAUUAUGCCAAAUAAAGGAUUGAUGAAAAAAGAAACUUGGUUCUGGUCAUGGAAACGGUAUGGUGAACGUAAGUUGUCAUGGAAACAGUAUGGUGAACGUACUAAGCUGUCAUGGAAACAAUAUGGUAAACGUUCAGAUGGUCAAAUUUCAACACUGAAGAAUUUUACCGACCUAUUUGAUGUAUUACCACAACGACUUACAUAUAGUUAUGACAUAGAUAUGUACUAUUCACACUUUGUGACAGGUCAUGGCGAUCCAAUGGACAUCUGGUAUCCUUUUGAUUGGACAUCGAUACCGCAAAAUAAUCCUACAUCAGAAGAACCAGUUUAUAUAACACCGAAUCUUAUCUACCAUUUAAAUCCAAAUAUCAGACUAAUUCUUCUUAUACGAGACCCCGCUGAAAGACUCUACAGUCAUUACCUUCAUAAGAAUUUGGGGAUCAAUUUAUAUCCAAGUGCCAAGGAAUUCCAUGAAGAUGUUCAACAUGCUGUUUCUACUUUUGCUAAUUGUACCAUUAGAAAAAGUCUUCGGGCAUGUUUAUAUGAUACAGUUCUAUAUAAAAGAUUACGGGCACCAAUAUCCUCAGGGUUUUACAGUACUUUUCUGCGUGAUUGGUUAAAGGUCUUUGACAAAGAUCAGAUUAUGGUUAUACGCAACGAAGACUACCGCCGUAAUAUAGCCGGAACUCUAAUGAAGGUGUUCAAGUUCUUAAAUCUAGACGAAGUAGGACCGUAUAUACUUGAGAAAAUGGCAUGUAGAGAGUUGGAGUAUAAAACUUAUAAAAGGUCGCCAAUAAUGAACGAAACGAGAAGCCUUUUAGAAACAUUUUAUUACGACAGCCAGCGCGACAUGGACAGUCUUUUGGAAGAAUAUGGAAUAGACCUUUCACAUCAGCCACAAGAUGAAAUGGCCAGUAAACUAAACUGUUCAAGAUUUAUGGCCAGAAACCCUUUAGUUUCUAAACUUAAAAGAAAUAAAGUGAAACGCUAUUUUAUUAGCAAGAAAAACGCUACGAAAUAUUUCAGGAAUAAAUAUAUACCUCGUUAA
Messenger RNA from Mytilus trossulus (common blue mussel), 1269 nucleotides. Its product is annotated as carbohydrate sulfotransferase 15-like. Gene Ontology annotation, biological process: hexose biosynthetic process. Lineage: Eukaryota; Metazoa; Mollusca; Bivalvia; Mytilida; Mytilidae. The transcript has 7 exons. The annotation marks the transcript as partial. Gene Ontology annotation, molecular function: N-acetylgalactosamine 4-sulfate 6-O-sulfotransferase activity. The record is from RefSeq and is a predicted model, not a curated record.